AUGUCCCGCCUGCUGCACGCAGAGGAGUGGGCUGAAGUGAAGGAGUUGGGAGACCACCAUCGCCAUCCCCAGCCGCACCACCUGCCGCAGCCGCCGCCGCCACAGCCACCUGCGACCCUGCAGACAAGAGAGCAUCCUGUGUACCCGGCCGAGCUGUCCCUCCUGGACAGCACCGACCCACGCGCCUGGCUGGCUCCCACUUUGCAGGGCAUCUGUACGGCACGCGCCGCCCAGUACUUGCUGCAUUCCCCCGAGCUGGGUGCCUCAGAGGCUGCAGCUCCCCGGGAGGAGGCGGACAGCCGGGGGGAGCUGGUGAGGAGGAGCGGCAGCGGCGGCGGCGGCAAGAGUCCCGGGCCAGCGAAAGUGCGGGAACAGCUGUGCAAGCUGAAAGGCGGGGUGGUGGUAGAAGAGCUGAGCUGCAGCCGCCAGCGCGCCCCUUCCAGCAAACAGGUGAACGGGGUGCAGAAGCAAAGGCGGCUGGCGGCCAACGCCAGGGAGCGACGCCGGAUGCACGGGCUGAACCACGCCUUCGACCAACUGCGCAAUGUUAUCCCGUCCUUCAACAACGACAAGAAGCUGUCCAAAUACGAAACUCUGCAGAUGGCCCAGAUCUACAUCAACGCCUUGUCCGAGCUGCUACAAACACCCAGCGGCGGGGAGCAGCCGCCGCCGCCGCCAGCAUCCUGCAAGAGCGAUCACCACCAUCUUCGCGCGGCUGCCCCCUACGAAGGCGGCGCGGGCACCGCGACCGCUGCGGGUGCCCAGCCAGCCUCGGGAGGGGGCCCCCGGCCGACGCCGUCCGGAAAUUGCCGGACUCGCUUUUCGGCCCCGGCCUCGGCGGGAGGAUACUCGGUGCAGCUGGACGCUCUGCACUUCUCGACUUUCGAGGACAGCGCCCUGACGGCGAUGAUGGCGCAAAAGAACCUGUCGCCUUCGCUCCCCGGGGGCAUCCUCCAGCCAGUGCAGGAGGAAAGCAGCAAAACUUCGCCCCGGUCCCACAGAAGCGACGGGGAGUUUUCCCCCCAUUCCCAUUACAGUGACUCAGAUGAGGCAAGUUAG
This is a messenger RNA of Suricata suricatta (meerkat), 1059 nucleotides long. RefSeq names its product atonal bHLH transcription factor 1 (gene ATOH1). The transcript has a single exon. The coding region runs from base 1 to 1059 and encodes 352 amino acids. NCBI's taxonomy places the organism in Eukaryota, Metazoa, Chordata, Mammalia, Carnivora, Herpestidae. The record is from RefSeq and is a predicted model, not a curated record. Gene Ontology annotation, molecular function: protein dimerization activity.